This is a messenger RNA of Prorocentrum cordatum, 387 nucleotides long. Lineage: Eukaryota; Dinophyceae; Prorocentrales; Prorocentraceae. The record is from the annotation of a GenBank genome assembly.
AUGAGGUCAGGAAAGCCCUCAGUCACAACACCGAUUUUUCUGGAUCAGCCUGACUUCGCGGCUUCUCUCAGCAAGUUGGGGAAUGGACAGGCCACUUGCCAGUUCCACCAGAUGACGGCCAACACCCUGGCCAACAAGAUAAGGGCAUGCCUCUCAGAUGAGAGCAUUCAGAAGAAGGCCGCCGAGAUUUCAUCAGCGCUCAGGGCGGAGGACGGCGUCCAGACUGCGAUCGGCAAGAUAAAGACUUUCGUCGAGGGCCCUAUGAGCAACGGGGAGUGGCUGGCAUUGCUUCAGCACCGACUCAGCAAGCGCCGGGAUGCGCGCGAGGCGAAGCACAGUGGGACUUCGUGCUUCUGCUUCGGGGCCCUCGCAACCAGGAGGUCCUAA